Molecule: messenger RNA, 6497 nt
Organism: Mizuhopecten yessoensis (Yesso scallop)
Lineage: Eukaryota; Metazoa; Mollusca; Bivalvia; Pectinida; Pectinidae
Product: two pore potassium channel protein sup-9-like
Exons: 2
Coding region: 2453-3550 (365 amino acids)
Biological process (GO): stabilization of membrane potential; potassium ion transmembrane transport
Cellular component (GO): membrane
Molecular function (GO): potassium ion leak channel activity
Source: RefSeq, a predicted model, not a curated record
AUUUCAUUAAUAUUUUAAUAUUGGUUCUGGCAUAUUUGUGGCCUCGGCUGUAGUUGAAAUCCUUAUUUUAAUCUAUAUAUGUAAUUGUGAGUCGCCACGGGCAGACCCAUCAAUCUUCUAAUAUUCUAUACACACAAGUAAAACACCAAUUUUUGAGCUAGAAAACCACUAGUCUCAACACAACACAAGUAUGGAGGCACGUCACUCCAUAAACACCAAUUGUUCAAAGUCACAUGACACGUUCACUGAGUCAUUGUUUUGAAUUCACCAAUUACGUAUAUGAAUAAAUUUGCAUUAAACCCUGGUAUCACAACGGUAAAACGCAUAUUUAAUUAACUAGUAAGGUAAACUGAACGGUUAUGCCGCGCGACGCCGCGUCCGUUAUACUGUACGACAUUGAGUGACUUAAAGCGUGUCACCUGAACUAGUACUACAGCCGUGACGAAGUGAGAUCAUCUGAUGUUGCGAAUCCAGCCUCCCCUCCAGAACAGCAGGUAUCCACCACAAACUGAAAUAGAAAUCAACCACAGCAGUAUCCACUCUCAAAUUGUGGGAAGGGAGGGUGGGAUUAGAAAAAUUCAUAGAUUCUGCAUGACCAAUUUCACUUGCCUGAUCUGGAAUUUCAAUGAAUUAAAAAGGGAGAUAAAUCGGUAUUACCCUGAAUAUUAAACUGGUUCUCCGUUGUAUCCUCACUGCGCUGUUUUGUACUGGAGGUAACUCGGGUUAUCUUUCAACCGAUUGACAGAGCUGAACCAUGUUAUUUUCUGACUAUAAAGUAAACGAUUUCAUAUAACAUGAAAUAGUUAUAAUUAUUGCAAUUUCAUACACCUUCAAGUACUUCAUGUGUACCGAGGGAUUCCAUUUACAAAAAAGGAGCUGUAUCACCCUGGUAACAUUUGUAAACUGUUCUAAAAUGUAAUAAACAGGCGUUGAAAAUACCAUUAUAAUAAAAAAGAACGAAAUUAUUUAAAACCCAAUACCAACGGUAUCUGUCCAAUGGAUAUUAAAACAGUACUCGGGGCCCAGCUGGUCGAGCUUUCUGUUCUUAACAAUCAGUAAGUCAAGCUUUUGAAUUAAAUACCAUUAUUAAAUGAAAACGCAAGUUGUUUUUGUAUAUCAUCUAAUCAUUUCGAAAUCCAGGACAUGCAUAUUUUAUUUUAGGUUGAGCAAUUAUAAACGUAUGCAAACUAUCACAGAUACGGUCAGUCUAGGUUCUUAAACAUCAUAGCAACGGCACUCCUAAUACGUUCGGUGCUUAAUUACGUUAAAAUAAAGUAUGCGUUAAGAUCAAACGGUUUACUGAUUUCAUCACCCAAAAAUGUCUGUAAUUAAUCAAUUAGCCGAUACGAGAUAAUUUUGUCGACAAUUAACUUUCCGAAAAGGCAUCAUAGCUACUAACAGUUACGGCCAAUGAACCAUGACACAAACUCACCGCGGACACGCGUGAUUGGCGAGCCCGUAGGAGUUUAUGACAGAGGCUGUUUGUUAGUGAAAGCUAAGUACGGGCGAGGCGGACCGCGGAGUGAUGUAGUUAUGUGUAGUCUUCCCUACAUCGAUCGUAUAGGGCGUGUAAGUAGUGUUGCCUCGCCGUAUACAUUGGCUACAGGAGCGCACAAACAUCGCCUCAAAUGGCGAAUAUAAGGAUUACAAGCCCGUCAGAUCCACUUAUAUAUAUCUAUAUUAUUUGGUAAUAGACACCAACUCGCUCACUGGAAAGCAUCAAAAUGAAAGUUUUGUUCUACCACAUCGAAGGUAGUGCGCUGAUGUUAUGGAUAAGACCCCUAAAAGGAUUCCGUUGAUAUAAACUGAUUGUGGUAUGAUUACUUUGUAUAUAACAAGAUAUGUGUAUUUUAUAUAAAUGUAUUGACCUGCGGUGUUUUCUAAGGCAGUAGAUCUCACAAAAUCCAAUUUGUGAUAAAAACUGUUAUUUGUACACAUGCACUGAGCACGUCGAAAACGAGGUCACAGAGAUUAUUAAAAGCGAGCGCGUUAAUUGCAUGGCCAUUAAAAGGUCCGUACAGAUUACAACACAAAUCGAGUGCUGUAAAAUUGUUAUCAUUUAGUAGCCGACGGUAUGAAAGGGAACAUCUCCCGUAUCGACGAACUGAGGCUUGUGUUAGCGUUGUAUAUAGAGUUCGCCAUUAACACGCAAAACCUGUCGAGGAUGUAUUCAUCAGUGGGCGCUUUACUGCAUCGUGGGGCCUAAAAACGGAGCAGCAGCUGUGCUCGUCAAAAAUAGCAGAGAAUUAACAGUGUUGUACUGAGAGGAAUCAUGCCGGUCCUGUUGCUGGCGAUACUGUCAUCGCCUUACAAUCUACAUUAAUACAUCGGCAUCGUAAACAAAGAAAUAGUGGUAAUACUUUCGUUGUAAGAAAACCGUAGAUGAUGGAUGGUGUAUAUUAUAUUAUUCUGGAUUGAACUUUUAACAGUUUGAAGUAUACAUGUAUGAAACAUGAAGCGACAGAACGUUCGGACUCUCUCCCUGAUCGUGUGUACCUUUACUUCCCUCCUGAUCGGGGCGGCUGUGUUUGACGCCCUGGAGUCUGAGUACGAACUCGAAAACCGGAGGCGUCUAUUUGCGGAGGAAGACGAGAUACUCACUAAAUACAACAUUUCAGACGAGGAUUUUAAUAGCAUUCAACACAAUGUCAUCUGGUCUCGUCCUUAUCAGGAAGUUAUCCAGUGGAAGUUCGGAGGAGCUCUAUACUUUUCCUUGGUUGUAGUGGCAGUAAUAGGUUACGGCCACAGUACACCAAAGACGAUCGGAGGCAAGCUUUUCUGUAUGGUUUACGCGCUGGCAGGGAUCCCAUUGUGUAUCAUCAUGUUUCAAAGCGUCGGUGAGAGAUUAAAUACAUUUGUGACGUUUGUCCUAAAGCAAAUCAAGAAAUGUUUCCGAUUGAAAAACCUGGAGGUUUCACAAACAGAUCUUAUUUUUGUGACAAUGAAUCUGUCGACAAUUAUCAUAACUACUGGCGCUUUGGCCUUUUCUCAUGUUGAGGGAUGGAACUACAUAGACGCGUUUUACUAUUGUUUUAUCACACUCACAACCAUAGGAUUUGGUGACUUUGUAGCGUUGCAGAAAGAUUACAUGGUCCACGAAAAGCCUCACUAUUUCGCGUUUAGCAUUCUUUUCAUUCUUUUCGGUCUGACAGUUAUCUCGGCCGCCAUGAAUCUUUUAAUCCUUCGUUUUCUGACAAUGAAUACCGAGGAUGAACGACGGGAUGAAAUGGAGGCUGCUGUUGCCGCCCAGAAUGCAGUGCGACUUGAUGGUGACGUCAUAACCGGAAACGGUGGUGUAGUAUCAAACGCACAGGAGCGUCCUGAAUUUAACGACACACUUUCUGUGUGUUCCUGCUCGUGCUAUAAAUGGACGUCGCCACACGACAAAGUUUACACAUCUAGCCCAAUGACUAACACUAGACGUGGAAACAGAAAGAGCAAGGCGUCGGUAGCCAAUACCCAAGAAUAUUCUAAAGACAUGGACAGUAACAUGUCAGAUGAUACAGACUCGUUCCUAAAUUGGCAGAGGAGUAAACGUGCCUCUCUAUAGGUAUCGUUGAUUCUGGAUGAGGGUGAUCUGCGUUGUGUACAUAUCACUGUGACGUGUAGUUUAAAAGAGUAGACGUUCAAAGGCUUUGCCUGUUGCCACAUUAAUUUUGUGUGUACGAUAUGAAUAAUAAAAUAUUCUAGAAUGAAAGGAGAAGGCAGAUUGAAUAAUUAGAAUAAUCACGUGAUCAUACCCAUCAAAAUCGCCCAAAUAAUCAUCACAGAUUAAAACAUAUUUACAAACGGUUAAUGAUGCAAAUAGUCUUAACAUUUCCUUCAAAAUAUUUACGUUAAGUUGUGAUCUGCAUUGGUCAGGAAACGCAGAUGAAUUUUGAUGAUUAUUACGGUUUUUAUUUUUCCCGUGCUAAAUGUAAUUCACGUACAUUGUAUACAAGCAAUUGAUAAUUGAUCAAAUGGUUGAUGCAGUAUUAAUGAGAAGCAUUGCUGACAAAAACAUUAAUUUUCCACAAUACAUGUAUUAAUGCCAACAUAUGCUUGCCUUAACAGUGUAAAUACUUUAAGUAAUGACUACGUCCUGUUAUUACUAGAGUGAACUUAAGAAAGCGUUAUAUACGUGAUGUCUUGUAAGGCUGUUCUAGUCUAGAUAUUGAUAAUUUGUUUAAUCAGUAUUAUAUGAUACCAACAAAUGUAAAUUACCAUCGCAUAUAAAGUAUGUAUUGUGGACACUACACAACUCGGUAGAGUCGAACCGUCGGAUAAGUCGAAUAUUUUUAAUUGGUCACGAUGACUUCAACAUAUUCGAGUUUUACUGUAUUUAAAGGCCGUUUUACUGUAACCAUCGCAGUUACAUGCCCAUGUACUGUCUGUUGAUGCAAUGGUAGUGCUUGUCUGUAUGGUUAUCAUUUUGUAAACACCUUGCUGACAAUAUAAUGUCUGGCCAAGCUGUUGUUACACGAUAUCUUAUACCCAUGACAUGUGUAAUGUAGUGGAAAUGUUAUGUGCUAAUCAAUAUCGCCAUCUGCUCACGGACACACGUCUUGCUAUCAGGUUGUCGAAGAUAUCAUCAAAAUGACUAAAAUAGAAAUAGUCAAUACUGAUAAUAGAUGCAUUCCAGAACGUAAUUUAGGUUUUCGUAUAUGUUGAAUUAUUUAAUACUCUGUACUUUAAUAACACAUACUCCUAUUCUUAUCAUCUCUAAUGCAUGUCACUGAGCAUUGUUCUGAAGGAAGAAACAAAUCUCAUGUGGGAUUUUAUAUCUUAUCGUCUUAACCUACAUGUAUCUCUACUGCAAUAAUAUGUAUUUGGUCUCAGUAAGUAUUGUUAAGACCAGGUUCAUAAAUCAAGAAUAAGCCUCACCAAACGUCCAUAAUUAUGUGAUAGUAUCCAAAUAACAUAUCUGUACUGCAAUAAUAUGUAUUUAGCCUCGGCGAAUAGUGUUCAGACCAGGUGUAUAACUCAUGGAUUUACCUCAUUUGAAGUCCAUAGUUGUAUAAUAGCAUCGUCAUAUCAUAUCUCCAAUGAAAUAGUAUGCAUACAGUUUAUUGCUUUCUGCAUUGUUCUUCCUAACUGCACAGCUGCUGUGAAGAGAUUUGUUUUGAAGAUAUAUAACAAUUUAUAUCUAUCAAUACAGAAAAUGUUAAUGGAUAUUCAGAGAUGCAUCGAGUUUCUUAAAAGAUUUUAACCUAGCUUAUAUCAGUGAUAUGGGCCCGAAAUCAUAAAACAGAUCUUAAGCUCAAACACGGAUAUUGUACUCAAAGCAACUUACCUAUCGCUUGGUAAAAUUAUGGGACACGGUCAAACAGUUAGGGGAAGACAUUGCCAAUCUUAUCUGACUUCCAAUUUCUUCAAAAUCUUUCAAAUUCAUUGACAAGAUGUUUUUAAAUUGAUGACCGGAACCAAAAAAAUAGCUUGGACACAUAAUCUGAGUUUGAGUAUGAUAACAGCUUUGUGAAUACGGGCCUGAUGUUAAUCAUUUGGUAAGGUCGGAUAUUGCAUCAUUGGACAUCAAAUGAGAUACCUGUACCAACUGACUGUUGCUUUGUGACUUUGUAGUAAAACUAUGUGUGUGGUGGAUGAGUGACUUCCUAUUUGACAGGCAACCUUUAAGAGAUUAGGUUUGGAAACUGCGUUUUGGAAGAAUUGCUUACGACACUCCCAGAAAUAACAAGUUGAAAGUAAUACCAGUUAUCUGUAAACGUUAUGAGCAGGCUAAAUCUAUUACGACUUUAAUGAUAAAUAAACGGUUCCCUUCGGUAAUAUUAAUCUGAUCUUUGGUUUGAAUAAUUGCUAAAUUGUCCCACACUAUUUAUAGAAAUAUCGAAAUAUCUGCAGUUUUACCUGUUAAUGAUUAAAUCAUUUAACAGAUAAAUCAUACCAUAUGGAGUAUCAGGGAAAUCAUAAACCUAGGGUAUUAUUUCUUUAACAUCCCCUAGAGUAUGAUUUCUCUGUCGCCUUCUAGGGUAUGAUUUUCCUAUCACCCCAUUGCUUUAAGUUUUCUCCGUUACUCCCUAGGGAAUGAUUUUCCUAUUAUCCCCUUGAUUUAUGAUUUCUCUGCUACUACAUAUGGUAUGCUUAAUCUGUCACCUUUAGGGUAUGCCAGAUAGAAGGUAAGUAUUUUAAUAUGACGCCACGGGGACAAUCAGAUAUGACGUCACAAUCUGCUCUCUACGAGAAAGGUCAUUUACAAAUAUAUAAAAAAGGGAUUAAAAUGCAGAAAAAAUAUUGUGUUUUCAACCAUACUAUUGAAAUGACAGGAUUGUAACAGAGCAAUAGAGCCUUAGGUUAGACAACUCAUAAAGUCACCUCUCGGGUUAGAUAUUCCUCUGUCACACUCUCAAUGUAGGGGAGGAUUCUAUCAAUCACCAGAAUCCUAUACUCCUACAGUUAAUUAUACAGUUGUUCACCAGACGGAUCAGCCCACCUCGAGGCUCUACAUCAAAAUAGUGUCACUGAAGUUGCUGUAUUGCUAUUAUAAAUAAAUGAACUUGUGG